Molecule: messenger RNA, 9046 nt
Organism: Porites lobata
Lineage: Eukaryota; Metazoa; Cnidaria; Anthozoa; Scleractinia; Poritidae
Source: the annotation of a GenBank genome assembly
AUGUGCAACCGCACAAGAGUACUCUUAACGUCACGCAUUCAUGAAGUGCUGCAAAAUCUCGGUCCUUCAAAUCCAGUCAUGGAAGAGAUCACGCGUCACGCACUCUUCUGUCGUGAUCAUACGCACUCGUUUCAGGGUCGCGCUGAUAUUUUACAGACCGUUGACAAAUACCUUAGCGGCCCUGAUCCCAUGAUGCCCUUAGUGAUCUAUGGUGAGUCAGGAGUUGGAAAGACGUCGCUGAUGUCCAAGAUUGUCAUGGAAACACAAACAAAGAGCAAAGAGAGAAAUCUCGCAGUCAUGUAUCGGUUUUGUGGAACAACACCAGACUCAUCUACUGGUAAGAUAGUCAUUAUAUACCUAUUUUCCAUUCUCUAUUCAUCUUCCCCACCCCUACCCUCUUUCGCUGGCGGUCAAUAAAUCCCCCGCACUCGCCUCCCGGUAAUGUGGCCCGGGUUUAAAUGCCGGGGCCUCGAUGCUAUAUGUGGGUUGAGUUUGUUGUUGGUUCUCUCCCUUGCUCCGGGAGGUUUUUCUCCGGGUACUCCGGUUUUCCCCUCUCCUCAGAAACAACACCUCCAAACUACCAAUUCGAUCUGGAACGCACGGACAGGUUUCAAGGAGUUCAUAAGAACUCCUAAGUGCUUCGUGGGUAAACAAAUUACAAUACAAUUACAAUCCAAUUCUAUCAUGCGCGCUCAACGGACUUUGAAGAGAAAAUAGAGUAUCUGUGAACAGGCUAUUUCUUGUUGUUAGGAGGCAUGCAAUUACCCGUGUACGUAAUACAAAAUCAACAAUACCCACACCACAAAAUCGCUAGCUAACAGAAGUUUCUGUAACACCAAGGAACUCUACUCCUGAUCACGAGGGGGAAGAGUCCAAUGUCUCCUGCUAACCUCUCACGAAGCCACAUAAAUAAGGAUGGCUAAAAGCGAACUGAGGCUCGAUAAAAAUAUGCAGCUGCUAGAUCCUACAGCUUGAACGUUAUUGUGUAUUAAGUCUUAAAGAAUUAACUGAUUAUGAAUCCUUAAACUCUUUCAGGUAGAGCUCUCACGGAGAGCUUCUGUAAACAAAUAAAACUCGUUUACAGCAUCAGUGAACAAGUCCCAGAAGAUUACAAAACCUUGUGUGAGGCCUUCCCUAAAUUUCUGAAACAUGCGACGGAAGAAAGACCGCUGUGCAUAGUGAUCGAUUCUUUAGAUCAGUUAACUGAUGAGGACGGCGCGAGGCGCUUCUUAGAAUGGCUUCCGCGUAAGUUACCUGCGCAUGUGCAUAUGAUAAUAUCUACUCUGCCAGAGGAGGGUGGCUGUAUGCAGCGAUUAAAGGCGUUUGGAAUCCCAGCUGGACAGUUUUUACAGGUAAAUGAAAGUGGGUAAAAUCAGUUGUUACGACUGUGGUGAAAGGUAAAACGUUGUUUCAAGUGAAUUAUGCAAAUGAUCGAGGUUUUUUUUAUUUUAUUUCUUUAUCAGUAAGACGUUGUGUGGGAAUACACAAUUCAUUUGUCAGCCCGGUUGACAUAAUUUGCUAUUCAUAAGCUUGUUUAAAGCAAUUGCAAUCUUUCAAUCCUUGACAUGAUACGUCAGUUGUUUUGUCGUUACAUUUUUCCACCUCUCUUUGUCUCUGUUCUUGAUGAGACGCUCACUCAGCAAACUCCUAUAAGACUACAGAUUGUGGGAAAAAAUAGUUUCCAAUAAACUGAUAUUUGUUGUACACGGGACAACUUUAUAAUCCAUGAAAUACAGAUUGUAUUAUAAUCAUUGUGAAUCUAGGUGGCACGUCUCGACAAGCAUGAUGGACCUGUCAUUCUAGACGCAUGGCUUCAAGCAGUCAACAGGACGCUGACCCUCAAACAGCGGGCGUUUGUCUUAGAAGCCUUCGACAAAUGUCCACUUCCUCUGUAUUUACACCUCCUCUUUAACAAGUGUCGAUCGUGGCCUUCAUACAAGUAAGAGCUUCUCGAUCAAGUUACAGCUAUCAGUAAUAUUGUACCCUGUGUACAGCCGCCCCCUCCCUUAAACGGAAUGCCCGAUUUUGUUUGAGGGGAGGGGCCGUGCUAUUUUAACGCGUAGCCGUAUAAUUCCUCUUUAAUUUUGUUCUCCUUCAUCCUCGUCCUAGUUCUACAACCAACAUCUGAGCAAAGAACAGACCUCCGGUUAUAAAAGUGACAAAAUCCUGCUUAUACAGCGCAUUACUGCAACACUUUGGCUCUUGUAUUUAAACUAGCUAUUCAUAAAGGAGAUUGUUAAGUAAAACUUGCGCUAAACGUAAUUGGUAAGAAGUGAAGGGAUCAUCAAAAUACUUUAAUUAUCAGGUGUAACUUGUUUUUUCCCUUUACUCUUGCAAUCAGAUAAAAACACAAAUUCAAAUUAGAAUUGGCACUUGCUCUCAGGUUUAAAGGCUAUCGCAAAUUACUGCACUAAUCAGAUCUCCAAAAAGGAACAGAUAAAUACCUGCCAGCAAAUCAUGACUUGUUCGGUAUUUUAUUCCUAAUUAAUUCAAAGUGGCAUUACGAUUCGUUUUAACCAAUCAAUGCAAGGAAAUGAAGAAAUGCAAUACUCGGCAAUACAAGCGCAAAUAAGGAAUAACCUUCAAUACUCUGCUGGCAGCUUAAAUUGCAUUUGUUUUAAUUCCAGAGAUACCGCUGAUAUCGUUCUUGAGGCUGAGGUUAUUGGCAUGAUAUACUCUCUAUAUGAAGACCUCGAAAAGUAUCACGGCAAAAUGCUUGUGUCAAGAGUCCUAGGUCUGCUUGCUGCCGCGACGGAUGGGAUGAAUUCAGACGAUGUUCUCAACAUACUGAGCUGUGACGAAGAACUUCUCAAGGACGUGUUGGUUUGGCACGAGCCACCGAAGCGCCGCUUACCACCCCUACUACUGGCUCGUCUGAAACACGACCUGGGUCCUUUCUUAGUAGAAAGGGGAGCCUUUGGAGUGUCACUGCUGGCACUAUUUCACAGGUAUUGCCGUGUCUUGUGUACUAGGACUACUGAAACGAAUAAUGCCCCUUUACGACCUACGUUUUGAACUUCCAUCGGUGUUGGAAACAAUUUCAAAAUUGUAAUUACCUUCUGUCAAAUGUCAGGGCCAAAUCUGGGGCCAUAAGGUUGAUCAACUAAAACGUAAUUUUUCAGAAAUACCGAGUUUUAGGGCUACAAAUUCUUCCAAGUUAAAUAGACAAACGAGGUUUUAAAAGUUUGAGCAAACUGAUCCAAUUAACUUUCUCAAAGAAAUCCUCCCUUGCACCUGUUGAAAGCUUUUUAAUUGGUCUGUUUGCAGACAAUUUAUAGAGGUCGCAAGAGAGAAGUAUUUAAAAGGGUUUCGUCACAAAGAAACACACAACAGCAUCGCUGACUACUUUUCUGGGGAGUACCACAAGAAAUAUGGAAACGAGCGUAAAAUCCCUGCCCAGCCUCAUGCAUACUCCGCGGUAGCUCUUAACCUGAGAAAACUAGACAGACUACCAGUCGCUUUGCUUGAGUCGCGUGACUUUGAAAGGCUGCGAAGUACUCUUGGAGAUUUGAGAUUUGUUCAAGCUAAGUGCAUGGCAGGAAUGGGAUAUGAACUUCUGGCAGAGACCACCAGAGCUGUGAGUUGUGCGGUUGAUGAAUACGUUGACAAUGAGGUGAGAUUAGAUAAACUUUGAGAAUAUUUUCACCAUCGAUAGUUGAUAGUCACUUUGCUAUUUAUCGCGACUUUUAGACCGCGUAGUGGUUAUAUUCAUCAGGAGAUGGUGUUAAAGUACUGAGUAGAACCUCUUACGACUACCAUUUUCACGUAGCUCAUAAUACAACUUGUUUACUUCUGCAACAUAAAAGUUGUUAAUUAGCAAAUUAACACUGUAGUCUGUUGUUUUGUGAUUGUUACAUUACGGACCUUCAUCAUAGUUUGUGAGUUUCGAUCCAAAGUAUUGUUGGCUUUGUUAGUUUGAGAAACUGUUCUAUUAGCGCUCCAUCGUUGUACGGAUCAGCUUCUGUGUGUUGUCUGAUUAACGGUAUCACGUUGGAAUCUCAAUUCAACUGCCUCUAUUGGUUGUCGUAUCCUUGCGAAAGAGCCGUAGAAAAGAUAGCUCCGUUAUAGUAAGACAUUUGACAAAUUGGGUUUUUGUGCAGCGCUUUGUUUUUCAAGGAUCUUAUGCAUACUUCUAAACGCUUUUGUUUACAGAUCGUUGAAGAUCUUCAGGACAUCUUGGGAUUUCUCCGCAGUGAAAUCCACAUUUUGAGUAGAACACCAAUCCUGACGUACCAACAAGCUGCAACAUAUCCCCAACACCAAUGGGUUGCACAACAAGCCCAGCGCAUGCGCCAAACGUUUGACCAGCCAGACCCUGACAACAUCCCCACACCAGAGGGGUGGGUCGAGUGGAUAAACAAGCCUCAAGUUCCAGAGGCCUUUGAGCUUGAACUCAGUGGUCACUCAAAAAGCGUUCUUUCAACGUGCUUUGCAAAAGACAACAGGACGUUGUUGUCUGGAUCAGCCGAUGGGACCAUCCGUGUUUGGGACAGUCAAACAGGCGAGUUGCACGCCCAGCUUGAGGAUCAUCGAGGACCUGUAACAUGUGUGAGACUGUCACCAGAUGGCAACGUGAUGGCGUCUGCUUCUGCUGAUAAAACCAUUCGAUUAUGGAGAUUUCCAGCCAAUGAGUGUUUCAAGUUAGUAUUAUGCAAAUCAGUCAGUUUUCUACCUUUUCUGGCUUCCCUCAUAUAGGCAUUAACUCACUGUUGACUAUUAUUAUAAUAGUCUUAAAAUUUUAAACACAAAAGAAAAUAGAUUUAAUGCACCUUCUAGCGCCAAAGUUUUGAUGAUUUAUCUGUCUCACAUAGGACACCGAAGAAGACUAGCAGAGAUUAGAGAACCGAGUCACGCAGUAAAAAAUGCGUCAGUGAUUCACAAGGUCAAAAACUGAGAAGAAAGUCAGUGGACUAUUUUGACCUCGAGGUUUCACUAUAAGAAUUAAGGUUAAAAACAACGACGUUUCGACAGUUCUAUGGUCAUUUUCAAGUUCAGAAGUAAAAAAUUAGCAAGUGCUUAUACAAAAUUGUAAAAAGGCUCAGUGAGAUACUGACUUAAAACUCUAAAAUAUUUGCACAGAACUAUUACAAGAAAAUCACAGCGUGAAUGAUAAAAGAAAGUUAACGCUAUGAAACUAAAAGGUCGUUCUUUUUGACGUUCAUUUUUAUAGUGAAAUCAGUUUCGAAAAAUUUGUUGACUCGAAACCUCGAGGUGUUUGACACUGUGAGGAAAUAUUUUGUCGAAUGUUGGAUAUUAAACAAAAAAUAUUUAGAAGGCGAAAGUUAGGGAUGCAAAAAUAAAACGGCACUCAUUAAACAAAGAUUUCUUUGAGCUUCGCUGCUGUCGCUUUCAAAAAACGGGGGGCAGAAUGUGUUCAUAAUGAAUUGAAACGCAGUUUGAAAAACUUGAGCUGUUUGCGUAUAAUUUCUUCCAAAUAACAUUUUGUGAAUGUGGCAGAAUACUUCAAACUAAAGUUAUACAAAAGUACUUAUUAACUUCUGGUGAAUGUUUUAAGGAUCAUCCAGGGACAUGAAGAUCGAGUGACAUGCAUUGCCUUUUGCAAAGACGGAGAUAAGUUGCUGUCUGCUUCCAAAGACAAGAGCCUGAAAAUAUGGGAUGUGAACACUGGAGAGAACCUAGGAACGCUCCUGGGCCACAAAAGCUUCCCAAUGUCGUGCGCCUGGUCUCCGCUGGAUGAGUCAGUUGUUGCUUCAUGUGGAGAGCAACUGGAGCUCUUCAUAUGGGACCUCAGUAACAUGUCCAUCAAACGGACCUUGCAAGGACACCAGCGAGACGAUAACCCAAAUUUCCCCAUUAAAGACGCUUUAGAGGGCCAUGAAGAACUCGACUACAAAUCCCUUGUUUGGUCGGUAUGCUUCUCUCCUGAUGGAAAGUACCUCGCUUCCGCGUGCGUCGACAGUGACGUCAUCUUGUGGGAUGUAACGACAGGGAUGAGAAUUUGUACUUUUAAUCUCCCAAAUGACGCCUCGACGAUCGCUUUCGUCCAAACUGAUCACGGCACGCGAUUAGCUGCAGGAUCUUCGGCCCAUCAUACUGUCACUCUGUUUGAUGCAACAUUUGAUGACAGAAGUGAUGAAAGCGUCAGCAGCAGUUCCAGGACCCUAGCUUUGCUGGGCGGCCACUCCGACUGGGUGCUGGAUGUCGCGUUUAAUGGCGAUGGAACUCGGCUAGCGUCGGCGGCUCGCGACAAAACUGUUCGUGUCUGGGACGCAACAGCAGCGGAAAAGUUACGGGAGGCACGUUUCCAUUCUGAACGCUGUUGGAGCGUCGCGUACUCUGAUGACGGGAAAUGGUUGGCUUCUGCCUCUGAUGACUUUAAAGUAAGAGUUAGUAGUUGUCACGGCAACGUCACUCUUGAGUAAAAGUAACUCAAUUCUUUCCAAAUUCAUCUAUACUAGAGGGUAAUUUAGUAAAGCAUUAUCAAUCUUUCUGACUGCAUUCUAGAGUAGUCGUUGUUAUAAACCCAAUAGCAAACUCAUUACGCCCUAAAUCAAUAGAGCGCCUGUAAGGGCGUUAUCCUAUAGGAUUAACAUUUUAUCUUGAGUUUCGGUUUACUAUCUUAUUGACCGUUUUGAACUGUCAGUUUGAAUUAACAAGGUUGGAACUGGAAAAAUCUAUUGACUGCAGCUCUAGAUGAGGAAUUUAGUUAAACAUUUAGCUUAUCCCUGAGUAUAGUUAAUUAUCUUUCUAGUGAUUCAGGCUUGGUCUGAGAAGAAUAGAUCAUACUUAGUAUAUCUGCGAUGGUAGACUGUGUCUAGCUAUAGCUUACAGACGUCGAGUCGGAAGUGGGAUAAGCGGUUCAAAUGCAACUGAUAUUCUGAUAAUAUUCCUUAAACGACCCAUGAUGACCUCAAGCUAUAGCAGUUUCAGGCCGACAACACAAAGGUUACUUUCCAUAGUCCAGGUCGUCACGAAAUCUUUAUAGUUGCUGGGUAUUGCAGACUGUUUCCCGCUAAAAAGGAAAAGUUUCAAUUCCAUUUAUGCCAUUCAGGAAUAUACUAAUUUGGAUGGACAGUCCUAAUUAAUAGUAAUAUAUAGAUUUAGCCAGGGCUAAAAGCGAAGCUCUGAUUAAUAAUACUUGCAAACAACCAAAAAAUUAAAUCGUGUAAUGCUAAACGGGGAGGGCAAAUGAAAAUGGCAUCAAGAUCAAUAGAUCUAAUUAGGAGAAAAACAAAUUGCACGAGCAGCACACUUUUUUUCUAAUUAGCAAAAAAACAAAUUUGCACGUGCAACACGCUUUUUGUCUUUCUUCGCCGUUGUUUUGCACAACUGCAACGCUGUUUUUGAGGACUAAAACAUCAAAAUUCCUAGUUACACACUAUUUUUAUGGAGGAAUUGUCGUACAUGUAUGUGUUUAACCCAAUAUUUUGUCUUCUGUGUUCAUGUUCGCUUAUAUUUUUCACUGCCGCUCAUUUUCACCUUGCUGGCCGCGAGCAUUUCUCAUUAGGGCCAUUUAUACGAGGGAAAAUAAGACGCGUCUUACAUAAGACGCGAACUGUACCAUUUAUACGAGCAUGUCUUAUCUAUAAUAAGACGCGUCUUAGCUAAGCCGCGUCUUAUUUUAGACGAAAUGUGCCGUUUAUACGGAAAGUUCGCGUCUUAUUUAAGACGCGUCUUAUUUUUCCUCGUAUAAAUGGCCCUAUUGUCUCACAGCCGCUUUGAAUUUUCAUGUUUUUCUUCCUACAAAAUUCGUUUCUUUUGUUUUCAAUCACUCGCUCUAGCUCUUUCUCUGUUAUCCACGUGAGUGUAAACAUAAAAAAUAACGUCCAAAAAGACACUACUUCGUUGUUGUUUUUUCUUUCUAAAGGUGCGAGCGGCCAUGCGAUUUCUUUCCAAAUAAAACCUUGAGUUGCAUUUGAGUUGCCAUACCUGUUGAUUGAAUUAUUUUACAUGGGUAUGCCUGUGGUGCGGACGGACGGUCGGGCGGUCGGUCGGCCGGUGUACGUUCACGUGAUUACCAAAUUUUCCCGGAUGGGUAGUUUACCACAUUUUUUUUACCCAUGGUGCUGUGCGCGCUUCGCGCGCCAGAGCUCCGCUAUAAACCUCGUUGUGAGUGCACCGAUCUGGCCUGCUAUUUUCGACUAUAAUAAUCUUUCUAAAUAGCCCUUAGACUCGCGCUUCUUAAGCCUCUUUGACAAAGGGACUACUCAGAACUUCGUUACUUUUCUUAUGCGUUGACUUUACUCUGCAGGUUUGCGUGUGGAACAUGGAGACCAACGAGGUUUCACUGAUCUAUGAGGGGCACGAACAGAAGAGAACGUUUUCUUGUGGAGUGCGGGCCUGUACGUUUUCAAGGGACUCAACCGAGGUGGCCAGCGGUGGGGACGAGCUCAAAAUUCGUAUUUGGUCACGAGAAACUGGUAAGGACAACAUCGUGCUGCACUGCGGCGAGUCCAUGCUGCCUUGGUGCCUACGAUUUUCUUUGGAUGACAAGCGGUUGAUCUCUGUGGGUGAGUUUACCAAUGGCGCCAUUGUUUGGGAUUUAGAAACGCAAAGCAAGAUUACGAUUUUGGGAGGUCACGACCGUUUCUGCCAGUACAGUGAAUUCUCGCCUUUAGGGAAUUUCAUCUUGACCAGUUCCAUAGACAACUCAGCUAGAAUAUGGAACAGCGUCAGCCUCGAGCACGUGACUACAGUGACACAACCUGACUGGGUGACCUGUGCCACGUUUUCUCACAACGAGAAGCUGUUAGCCACGUGUUCAAAGGACGAGUUGGUUCGCUUGUGGGACACCAGCUCUUGGCAGGAGCUCUGUGCAUUAGCAGGGCACGCGUCUGAGAUAAGGAUGGUCAGUUUUUCGCCUGAUGACAAGCUCCUUGCGAGUGGGGCCUUAGAUCAAACCAUUCGCAUUUGGGAUUGCAAUACUCGUCAUCAGGUUCAAGUGUUCUACGCGGCCUCUGGAAUUUGGGGGUUGGCAUGGCACCCAGACAGGUGCGAUUUGCUCACGGCUGGUGAUGCUGUGGGGUAUCUGUACUUCUUGAAACUUCACCAUCGAAACAAGAAAAAAGAGGUUAUUAAAGAGUAA